ACGCAGAGCUGACUGAACGCACGUCUACCUGCUACCUGUCGGAACACGGUAUGUUGGCGAAGCGUCACUUCCGGUUUGCUACCUGAGACGAUCACUUGCCUUCCGAAAGUACAAGUUCGAGCUGUCGACGAGUUUCGGGUAGGAUGUGGAUUUGGAUCGUGACGCUUGCGCUGGGGCUGCGGGGUGUGUUGUGCAUGCAGAUUCGCAUGGAAAAUGCUGCUUAUGGAGUGGUUGGAGGCUCCGUGAAACUCUGGUGUAGCUUCUCCUCACUCUAUCCCAUCUCUGAACAUGUCUCGGUGGACUGGAGCUACCGCGUUCCAGAUGGGGGUCCGACUGUAACUCUCUUACACUACCAGUCCGAAGCAUACCCUAUUUUGGAUGGACCCUUCAAAGAUCGUGUACAGUGGGAAGGAAAUGUGAAAUCUGGUGAUGCCUCUAUCUCACUGAGUGACCUGAGACUGACAGAUAAUGGCACUUUGUACUGCACAGUGCGAAAUCCACCAGAUGUCCAUGGAAAUGUUCCACAGACCAAGCUAACUGUCACCUUGGAGAGCAUUCACUUCAAAUUCAGCACAGCUAUCCUGCUUUCAGCUUUGGUGUUCAUCCCUUCAGCUCUGGUCUCAUUGGUGCUGCUCAUUAGGAUGAACAAAGCAAUUAAGAGGAGGAGAUCUAGGACUCAGAAAUGGAGGAAAUCGCCUAUUGAAGAAUGCCGAGAUUGCAGAUGUGGGGAUAACGCGGCAAUCCAGGAUCAUCAAUCAACCCCUGGCUGCUUAGCGCGCUGUUAUCAAUGUGGGGAAUAUGAUGAUGAUUGAAACAAAUCUUCUGUGCCGUUGAGAUGUCUUUGAAGAUCUUAUAAAUUUAAAGGACUGCUCAUGAAGAGGACACCAAGAAGGAAAAAAAAACAUGGAAGUCAGAAGCAAUG
Spea bombifrons (plains spadefoot toad) is the source of this 922-nucleotide messenger RNA. It is a transcript of the gene MPZL3, whose product is annotated as myelin protein zero like 3. The record is from RefSeq and is a predicted model, not a curated record. The transcript is spliced from 6 exons. Bases 144 to 812 code for a protein of 222 amino acids. Gene Ontology annotation, cellular component: membrane. Lineage: Eukaryota; Metazoa; Chordata; Amphibia; Anura; Pelobatidae.